Drosophila innubila is the source of this 1588-nucleotide messenger RNA. RefSeq names its product proteoglycan 4. The record is from RefSeq and is a predicted model, not a curated record. Bases 493 to 1482 code for a protein of 329 amino acids. NCBI's taxonomy places the organism in Eukaryota, Metazoa, Arthropoda, Insecta, Diptera, Drosophilidae. The transcript has 3 exons.
CUUAUCAAUAGACAUGGAAACAAUGGCCAUUAUCAGCGAGUGAUAAGGAUAAGCUGGAAUAGAGAACAAAGGCGAAUGAAAAUUAGAUUGAUGUCCUUGAUAAAUAUGUUGAUUCCCUUGCAAUGCUCGAAAAUUCACAUGAUCAAUAAUUCAGAUGGCUCGCAUUGUGGUCAGGAUGAAAUGUGUUUGGCAGUGAGGGGAAAUGUGGAAUGUGGGGACACAUAUCGAUUUCAUUUGGAGCAGGAUAAUUGCGUGACAAUCAGCGGCAUAUGUUCAACAAUUUCAUUGGCCUUGCUCAGUUGCCAGUGAGGCAACAACGAGCACAGUCCGUGACAUUAACCUGGCUUAUUUGCAUUUAGCCACAAAGUGGUAUUUGAACAGCUCUUGGGAGAUAACUUUCCAAAUAUUGCAAUUAUCACCAAGAGGCAACGUUGUGAUAACUCCAUUAAUAGGUCGAGUGGCAACUUCAGUUCAAAAGCGCAUCGAAAAUCGAUGGAAUUAGUAAUGUACGGAAAACAAUUGUGUCUCUGUUUAAUGUUGUUCGUGCUACUGAUGCACGGCAGUCUGGGGCAGGAUGAGGAGAAGGAAAUGGAUACUACUGAAGUGGCAGUCGAUGUGGAAAUGACCACAGCCCAUGUAAUGCCAUCCACAUCGGAGGCACUGCAGCAGGAAGCAGCGGAAACUGAAGCUGCAGCUGAACCUGAUCCCGCAGCUGAGCCUGCUCCUGAACCGGAACCGGAACCUGCACCUGAUUCUGAACCUAAUGCUGACGUUGAUCCUGUGGCUGAACCUGCAGCUGAAUCUGCAGCUGAGCCUGCAGCUGAAUCUGCAGCUGAGCCUGCAGCUGAAUCUGCAGCUGAACCUGCAGCUGAAUCUGCAGCUGAAUCUGCAGUUGAACCUGCAGCUGAACCUGCAGCUGAAUCUGCAGCUGAACCAGUACCUGCAGGUGAACCUGAACCAGCACCUGGAAAUGAACAUGAGCCUCCACCUGCAGCUGAACCCGCAGUCAAGGACAUGGAAGCAAUUCCUACGAUGUCAGCAGAUUUGGAUUACCAGAACGAUGCAGUGGUGACUGAAAACUUGUCUGGAAAGUCAACCCAGAAACCCAGCUCAGAGGCAACAAUACCAACGAAACAAAAUCCAGUUGUAGAGUCCAAUUCUGGUCUUAAUUGUUACAGCUGCUCCAGCUACAAAAAGGGCAAGUGUGAUGACAAACCAACGGAUAAAUUGCCGUGCCCAACAUCCAGUAAAAAUGGAUGCUACACGCUCUUCAAGCGUGACAGCAAGUUAAUCAUGCGCGGUUGCGUAUCGGAGCUAUCGGAGGAGGGUGACAAAUAUUGCCGCAAGGAGCCGAAGCUCUGCAAGAUGUGCUAUGAUAGACUAUGCAACAAGGAGCUCGCACCUCAGCCAGGCUCAGGUUCAGCCAGGUUUAUGCUGACCGGCAAUUUGAUUUGGAUUUCCUGUAUGAUUGCUCUCUUUUAAAAAAUUGAGAUGCAGCGCUUAUUUUAAUUCAAUCUUUUAAUAUAUUUAGAAUCUAAUAAAAAAAUAUACUAAAAAUGAACUUUAUUCAUAAUUAAGCUGCAAUACG